Messenger RNA from Hydra vulgaris (swiftwater hydra), 2049 nucleotides. RefSeq names its product solute carrier family 22 member 15. Gene Ontology annotation, cellular component: membrane. Gene Ontology annotation, biological process: transmembrane transport. Lineage: Eukaryota; Metazoa; Cnidaria; Hydrozoa; Anthoathecata; Hydridae. Gene Ontology annotation, molecular function: transmembrane transporter activity. The record is from RefSeq and is a predicted model, not a curated record.
UGUUUAAUAAAAACAAAGUAUAUAUUGAGGUUAAGUUUGACAACUUAAAAUUUCAGCUAAAAGAAGUUGUACUAGAAACAAAGAAGCGGGUGUGCUAGAAGAAAAGAAGCGGGUGUACUAGAAAUGUGCAAAGCUGUUACAGAAAUGCGUGAGGCCUCAAAAGAAAUGUCUGAGGCAUUGGAUGAGAUGUCAGAAAUAAAACCAGUUGAGGAUUCUACGAAAGAAGCUAAUGAUUUGAAGGCUUCAUGUAGAGAGAUGGUUGUUGACGACUUUUUAAUUCGAAUCGGCCAGUUUGAGAGAGCUCAGAUUUUGUUGUUAAUUUUAUUUUUUUUUAUGUAUGUACCGACUGCAUAUCAGGUUUUAAUAACAUCUUUUGUUGGUUAUAUACCACCAUGGAGAUGUGUUAAGGGAAACAAUACAGACUGUAAAAUGGAUGGCGUUUUUUCUAUUGGAGAUGAUCUCUACGACUCAAAUUGUCACAUGAAUCGUAGCUCUUGGGAAUUUAUCCUGCCAAAAGAGUUUUCAUUAACUGUAGAGUGGAACCUUGUUUGUGAAAAGAAAACGCAAUCAUUUCUUUUAAACUCUGCACUUUUUAUUGGCUGGGCUGCUGGCACAAUCGUAUUAGGAAUACUUUCAGAUAGAUAUGGAAGGAAGCGAAUUCUUUUUCCAUGCUGGAUAGUGGUUGUUUUAUCCUCCUUUGCAUGUGCAUUUGUUAAUAACUUUUGGAUUUUUUUUGCUUUGCGACUUUUGAUGGGUUUACUACAAGGUGGAAUUUUUCUACCCAUAUUUUCAUUAACAGCUGAACUAGUUGGUCCAAAAUAUCGUAGCUUGGCAUGCACAACAAUAUCACUUGCAUAUACUUUUGCACAAUCUACUAUAGGAUUACAGGCAUGGCUAAUACCAAACUGGCGACAUCUUUUAAUAGUUUGUUCAAUCCCAUAUAUUCUUCUGCUUGCAUCUUAUACGUAUAUACCAGAAUCUGUAAGAUGGCUGCUUGUACACAACAAAAUGGAAAAAGCUGAGAAGAUUCUUCGUACAAUGGCUGCCAGAAACAAAAAAAAAUGGCCUCUUGCUACAUUAAAACCAGUAGUUUCUGUUUCAGAUCCAGGAUCGUUUAUAAACCUGUUUGUUCCAAAAGAAAAUGGAAAGAGUACACUUAUACUAUGCUUUUCUUGGUUUGUAAAUGCAUUGGUCUAUUUUGGUUUAUCCUUGGCAUCUUCAAAUUUGGGUGGUGAUCGUUAUGUUAACUUUACCAUGACGAGUUUAGUUGAAUUUCCUGGUUCAUUAAUAGCAAUAUAUUUCAGCAACAAAAUAGGAAGAAAACCAACAGUUGUAAUUUCAAUGAUUGUUUCUGGUAUGUCUUGCAUUGGUGUAUCAGUAAUACCUCAAAGCUCAGUGCAUAAUUGGGCUCGCAUUUCACUUGCAUUGACUGGAAAAUUAUUUAUUGCUGCAUCAUAUGAUGCCAUUUCAAUAUGGUCUGCAGAGUUAUAUCCAACAAUUAUUAGGAAUCAAUCUAUUGGCUUACUAUCAACUAUAAGUCGUUUUGGAGGAGCAGCAGCUCCUUGGGGAUCACAAUUUCUUAGUUAUUACAGCAAAUCACUUCCAUAUAUUAUUAUGGGAUCAUUAAGUAUAAUUAGCGGAGUAUCUUGUUGUCUUUUAAGAGAAACAAGAGGGUUGGCUUUGAAUGAGGUUUUUGGAGAACUGGCUGAUAAUGAAAGAACAGGGGUAACUAAUGAUGGGUAUAGCAAUCAGCUCGAUGUUGCGGUUUGAUUUAUGACUUAAAAAACAAUAGUUUUUUAAAUCUACAAUAUCUGAUAUUACAUGCGUUAUAGAACGGCGAUCUCAUUUAAAACGUACCAAGUGGAAAACGAACUUUCGGAUUGCACUUGCAAAAUGCAAUCUUUUUAUUAAAACUUGCCGUGUUUGAUUAUUUGUAUGCUUUAAUAUCAUAUGGAAGCGUAUUUUUGUAUGAUAAAGCAUGCUAGUUAAUCAACUUGUAGAAAUAAACAAAAUAUUUAAUUGUAAAAAUGAAAACAAUUUUUUUUUUUA